This is a messenger RNA of Panicum virgatum (switchgrass), 926 nucleotides long. RefSeq lists its product as uncharacterized. Bases 102 to 476 code for a protein of 124 amino acids. The record is from RefSeq and is a predicted model, not a curated record. The transcript has a single exon. NCBI's taxonomy places the organism in Eukaryota, Viridiplantae, Streptophyta, Magnoliopsida, Poales, Poaceae.
AAGGCCGGUUGGCUCAUCUUCUCCAUGCUGGUCGUCCCGUCGUCAAUCCAGAGCGAGACGCUAGGCCACCACUCCCCUGCUCGCGCUGCUCUGCCUCUGCCAUGGCUUCCCUCUCCACGCUCACCGUUUUCUUUGGCUUCUACGUCGUCUUCUGCUGCCUCGACCUCCUCGAAGAAGCCGCCGCCAUGACCCGGACCGCGCAGAGCGCCGGCCUCCCGUGCCUCGCCGCGGCCGCUCUCGCCCCGGCCGUUCUGGCCACCCUCGCGCUCACGCCGCCGCUCCAGUACGCGCACGUCCGGGAGCUCGGCCGCGCCGACGCCGGGGCCGGGGCCCGUCUCGUCGCGCGCCUGCUUGCCAGGGCAACCCUUCUGGUGGCGGUGGUCGCCAUCCUCUCUGCCGCCGCGGUGCGGCAUGGCGGCGCAGGUGGGGUUCUCGACCUCGGCGGCGCGGAUGACGUCGGGUGGCUCAAGGAGUAAGAACCGAUCGUUCCGGCUAGCAUGUAUAGUGUUUGCGCCCAGCCGGUGAAAGAGGGUGUUUUCCCCGGCCCACUCGAUAAAGUGCGGGGUGAUCGAACUGCUGCUCGAUCUGUGCUAACUAGUUCACCGUUCGUUCAACUACGGUGUCUCUGCUCACCGGAUCAUUGAUCCUGUUGUUAAGUCUUUCAGUUAUGUUCUUGUAUGCUACAGCUGCUGCUCUUCAUACAGUGAGGUGUUUCAUCAUUUUCCUAUUGAGCCCCCCCUGAACGAGAAGCUGGAAAAAUUGGACUGAUGGCCACGAUACGACUGAAUUUGGUACAGUCGUGGCCAAACACUGCGAAAGCAUAAAUGGAUUCCUCCUGAUUGUUUUUUCUCCUUAAGUAGCUACUAUAGGCUAAGUUCUUUUCGCUUUUCUUUGGUAAAAGCUUCUUUCCUCUUUUCAAUACUUAU